Molecule: messenger RNA, 3896 nt
Organism: Electrophorus electricus (electric eel)
Lineage: Eukaryota; Metazoa; Chordata; Actinopteri; Gymnotiformes; Gymnotidae
Gene: gdpd5a
Product: glycerophosphodiester phosphodiesterase domain containing 5a
Biological process (GO): positive regulation of neuron differentiation; lipid metabolic process
Cellular component (GO): plasma membrane
Molecular function (GO): glycerophosphodiester phosphodiesterase activity
Source: RefSeq, a predicted model, not a curated record
GAUUAGCAGAAUGUGACGCAAUGGUCUUCCAAGGCAGUUGAUAAUCUCUAGUUGUCAUCCAUAGAUCCAACAGAUUGCACUACACUGGCAGAGGCUUCUGCACACUGACGAGUUGGGCCGGAGACAUAUUUUUAAAGUGCGCUCACUGACGCUGAAAUCAGCGUUAAACAAAGCCCGAUGUCUGUUUUGUAUGCAAAUAGAUUUUUUUCCCCCACGAUGGAGAAGUUACUUGAUAUAUAACAGUAAAGUUAUAUCUACCUCUCAACUGACCUGAGAAGUUACAUCAUAUUCUGCCCACAUUAUAUUCGUUUUGAAAAGAGUCUGUGUCGUGUAAAGCGUGCCGAGUCGUGCCCCGGUGGCUCCGUCGUUUGUGCGCGAGGUCUGAGUAUGCUUUCUGAAGAGGAGGACCGGGAAUUAACCGCGGCUCCUCCCACGUGUUUUCGGCUGGAAUGCCUUCGGUGAAUCAGAGUUCUUCAGCACUUCCCUGGAAAAUACAUAAGACCUGCCGGGGUACGGGCUCAUAAUAGAACACGGAUUAGCGGAUAACGAGUUUUCACUGAUGCGAGUUUAAUUUUUUCAAGUCGCUUUCAAAUCGCAGAUCAGAAGCAAUUAAACUGUUAAAAGGACUACCGGGAAAAAAAAUACCAUUCCGUUUUAUUUGCUCCGGAUGGAAAAACAAACCAAAUGUGACUGAAAAUGUUGGAGAUGGUGUAAUGUGAACUACCUGUGUCGUUACCCUUAUCAAGACAGAGCAGCUGGAUUAAGAAAUUGUGCAGGAGUCCGGCCCAGCCCCUCCCUCUGGGCUGUUCCUUUGGACCACUGCCAUCGGCUCAGUUGCAGGCCUGAAAUCUCACUGAAAUCUAUCCCAAAGGCCUUGUGAAUUCCCGUCAGGAAGAAACAAAGAAUUGGCUUACGGAGUUGUGCAAGCCGACGCCGUUUUUGAAGGCAUCGUUACAUCGACUGGGAUGUGAACCGACCGGUCGCGUGUAGGAGCAUGGUGAAACACCAACCCUUACAGGUUUACGAGAGACAGCUGUGCUUAUCCUGCCUGACUGGAAUCUAUGGGUGCCGCUGGAAACGCUACCAGCGUUCCCAUGACGACAGUUCCAAGUGGGAGUGCACGUGGUUCCUCAUCCUGUCUUCUUCCUUCCUCCUCCUCCUCGUCUGGUCCUACUUCUGGUGGGAGGCCCAAAACGACUACAAUGAGUUUAACUGGCUUCUCUAUAACCGCUCGGGCGAGUGGAAUGACGGUACGGUACCCGUAAUAGCAGCCACCCUUGUGGGAUUCUCCUAUGUCACAUUUUUACUGAUCCUGGGCCUUUGCCAUAUUGCAUUGGGACAGCAGCUUAACUUAUACUGGAUUCAUAAGAUUGGAGUGUUGGCAGUUCUCACCUCCACAAUCGCAGGCGUGGUGUCCAUUGAUGACUUAUGGAGGGACGAAUGGGAAAUUGUCCUCAUCUCCCUCCAGUCAACAGGGCCAUUUUUGCACAUUGGAGCUGUUGCCGUAGUGACGACGUUGGGAUGGCUGGUCGCUGGGCAGGUCAUGCACGGAGGCAGAAGGAGGCUGCAGGUGAUAGUGUUACUUCUGCUGUAUGUGUGUGUCCUGCUGGGCCUCUACCUGGUCCCCCUCACCAUCUCCUCACCCUGCAUCAUGCCGCCGGCCAGCCUGAAGCCCCGCCCCUCCAUCAUCGGACGCAGAGGCGCUCCAAUGCUCGCUCCGGAGAACACCAUCAUGUCCUUCAACAAAGCCUUGCAACAGAAGGUCAUUGCGUUUGAGGCUGAUGUCACCAUCAGCAUGGAUGGAGUGCCCUUCCUAAUGCGCGACCACACCCUCCGCCGCACCACGGAUGUGGCAAGCCGCUUUCCCGGGCGCCAACAUGAAGACGCCUCGCUCUUCAACUGGACUGAGAUCCGUUCUCUCAACGCUGGUGUCUGGUUCCUGAGGAAUGACCCUUACUGGACCGUGAAGUUCAUUUCUACUAGAGACUACGGCCGGGCGGUUAACCAGACGGUGUGUAGCUUGGUGGAGCUGCUACGCCUGGCUGCCAAAUCGAACUGCUCUGUUCUUUUCAGCCUGCGCAUACCCGCACCUGAACACCCCCGCCACAAGCUCUGGAUCAGUGACGUGCAAAAGGCUGUCCAGCGUUCGGGCAUCCAGCCAGAACAAGUGAUGUGGACACAAGACUCGUACAGGUACCAGGUGCGAGCUUCUGCACCCCUACUGCAUCAAACAGUGAAGGAGAUGCUUCCUGUGGACGGGCUGAAGGAAAAGGCCACUCACACCCUCAGCCUGCACUACAGCAAAGCCACAGUGGCCGAAAUCAGGCGCCUCAGAGACAGUAACGUCAGCCUGAACGUGUACCCGGUGAACGAGCCGUGGCUCUUUUCGGUGCUGUGGUGCAGCGGAGUGGAAUCCGUCUCCUCUGACGCUCCUCACGUCCUCUGCAAAGUGCCUCACCCCAUCUGGCUUAUGAGUCCAGAUGAAUACUGCUUGAUAUGGGUGACGUCCGAUCUUGUAUCCGCAGCAAUUGUGAUAGGAAUAUUUAUAUUGCAAAACUAUCACACGAUCAGGUGGAGGAUGAGUGGAAUGCGGAGCUACAACCCGGAGCAGAUCAUGCUGAGUGCUGUGGCACGCAAGCCCGGCCGUGAUGUCAACAUCAUGAAGGAGAAACUAAUUUUCUCAGAAAUAAACAACAGCAACGGUAGCACAGACGAGCUCUCCAUGUACGUCGACCGCAGCUAGGAGGGACCGGGGUGUGUGUUUUGGCAAGCCCCUGUCCUCCGUUUCCUGCUACAUCGGACGUCUGCAUCGGACGCCUUUUGAAAGCCAGACUUUCUGUUUGUUUUUGGUUUUCGUCCCGUGGGCCGAAAGUCUUGCAGCUGCGCAUGACAUGCACUGGUUUGCCGAAAGACCAGCGAAGAACUUUACUGACCUUAGUGUGGAAGUGAGCUUAUGGGCAUGUGAACGGCAGGCACACUGCAGCAUCUUUUUAAAAACCGAGUCAGACAGUGGAAGCAGCACCGGCCCUGUCGCUAGACUGCGCGCGUGUGUGUGUGUGUGUGUGUGUGUGUCUGUGUGUGUGUCUGUGUGUGUGUGUGUUUUGAGAAUAGCACAUAGCACUGAACUCUUUUAUUGUGUUUCAGCCACUCGCCUCCAGCAGUGAGUCUGCUUACUGUAAUUGUAUUGACUAUUUAUGUAAUAGUACCGCCUCGUGUUUUGUUAUGUAUUAAAAUGUAUUUGACAUGAAGUAUUGCUACAGCGGUAGUGUGUAUAGUUUGAACAGAAAUCAUUUCCUGCAAUUGUUGGGGAGAAAUAUUAAUAUCUAAUUAUUAGUGAAUCAUUCACCUAAAGUAUAUCUGUGGAUCAGAAAUUAUUUCUGCCUCAUAGUCCAAGCUUUCAAAGGAGGCUAAAAUAAAUUUGGCAGGAAAUCCUCCGGUCUACAGGAGGAAAAUUAUUUGUACUUAGAACUAGGUUUGUACUGUGGGUAGAUAUUUUUUUACAAGGUUGUACUAAUGAGCUAUACUGAAAGUUGCAGUAGUUGACAGUGAAAUGCCUGUCUUCCUAGGUAGGGCACGUGAAGUAGUGUAUGUUCUGCUUUGAGAGUAAGGCCUCUAUGACAUGUGAUGAAUGUAUUGUGUUGUUUUUUUUCUUCUUCAUUAAUGGAGCAAUUUUUAAAACGAGACACGAUUUACUGUGUUGAUGGGGAAAUAAAUGGAGUAAGCUGCACUGUGGUCUCCAGUUUCACUGUGCUUCUGUCUGAAAGAACACAGCACUGGGUGGGAUGUGACAUCAUUUGAUCACCUUUACCAAUGAAUGGGAAUGGAAGUGGAAUCUGAACAGGGAUUUUACACAGUGAUUUUCUCAUAUCAUUAAAUGUCACGUUUGUCCAACUGGA